AUGUAUAGACUAUCACUCGUUUUGGUUUGCGUUUACAUCGCUGUUUCAGUAAUGCUGUUGACUUGCCCUCGAGAUACUGAAGCUGCUGCUCCAUUACCCCCCGGAAAGAGAUCACAGGUAAAAGUAAUAAAUUUACUUUAAUAAAAAUGAAAAGAAAUUAAGGAGUCAAGUUUCUUAGCCAUACCUAUAGUAGGAAUUAAGAUCCGCAUGUUUGACUGUGAAAAUCUUCAGUUGAAAGUUAUCACGGGCUGAGGUCUUUAAAAACUGAACUUGGUAUUGUUUUGAUAACUUUUUGGUGUUUAAUUUCUGUAUUAUGAUGGGGAAACAAUCUUUUGCAACGAGAAUACAUUGGAAACUUAGGACAUUAUCAUUAUAAAAAGAUUCGUAAAACGUGCCAAAGUGUAGGAUGGAGAACAUCUCGGUGUCUGUCCAGGUCAAAAAGAAAAAAUAAAUGAAGGAGAUAAAUGCUAAGCGAUUUAAACAACCUUCGAAAUUAUAAAUUACAAGAAAUUGGUAAAAGAAACCAUAUUAGAAACUUGCCUUUAAAAUGUGUUUAAAUGUUGGAAGUCUUUUUGAAUGAUUAGGAGGUUUAUUUCUCUGAAACGGAUUUUUAGUCACCUACUUUCACUUACGUGUAAUGCUGUUGUUGGAGUAAAAUGCAUAAAAAAAAAAGAAUGAAAAAAAUGGCGAAAUAGUUCAAAUAUUAAUUAGCAUUUAGAUUUUCUCGUCAUCUCAGCCGAUCUAAAAGUUUCAGUAGUUUAGGCUGAUUUGAAACAAUUUAUGAGCGGCAUUUGACUUUUAAUUAUUUCUUUGACUUUAUGACUCCACUAGUGCAAUUAGUUGUGUUUAAUAGCAUGUUUAUGUCUGUGUUCAGGUGUUUCGUUACAAGAAAAGCAUCUGUCAGGCGGCCAGAGCGCUGAGGUGUGACAGUGAAGAAAAUCCGAUGAGACGAGACCUAGAGCAGAUGACAUUUGAUGGUGUCACUGAUAAAUUGCGAGGCCCUUUACACUAAUUAUUAUGUCAUGAACCAGACUAAGUCUUUGAGUCAAAUAUUUAAAUUAGUUUUACGCCAAUAAAACAAGAACUCAUUGGG
Pocillopora meandrina is the source of this 1093-nucleotide messenger RNA. The record is from the annotation of a GenBank genome assembly. Lineage: Eukaryota; Metazoa; Cnidaria; Anthozoa; Scleractinia; Pocilloporidae.